Messenger RNA from Bombus pascuorum, 1608 nucleotides. RefSeq lists its product as uncharacterized. The coding region runs from base 1022 to 1519 and encodes 165 amino acids. NCBI's taxonomy places the organism in Eukaryota, Metazoa, Arthropoda, Insecta, Hymenoptera, Apidae. The record is from RefSeq and is a predicted model, not a curated record. The transcript is spliced from 3 exons.
AGGUCAAUACGCGGUCUUUUUUAACAGAUCUUCACUGAUUCAAAAAUGCAGAAUUAUCUCCCAAAGCUACCACGAAUAAUUUUUUGACGCUCUGUACAUGUACGCAUUAUAAAAGUAUUAAAACUAUAUUUGAUUUAAAUUGAACUCUUUUACAGGAAAUAAUAAUAUUUAGAGAUUUAAGAAUUUCGUUGGUGCUUUAAGCAUUGACUAAGGAGAGGAUAGACGUGACAUUAAAUAGAAAUUUGUGUUUCAGUUUCUUUAAUAUCGACGUGGAAAAAAAUCAGAGUACAUAUUUCUUACGCCCUCUGUUAUUUAAUACGGCGAACGUAGGACUUAUGAUCAACUUAAUCAUCGAAUGUGAUGAAAAGAUACUCCUCGAUUACAUGCAAUUCAAUACACAAUAAAGAAUAUCGGCCGGUACUGAUAAACUUCAACUUGGUUUAUAUGUCUCGCACCGCACAUCACCUAAAAUAUAACGGAUUGAGGUUAACGAAAAGAAACGAAUAAAAUCUAGUUCACUUAUCUCAAUUAUUUUAAAGCGAUAUUCAAUUCGAUAGAAACGGGAUAACAUGAGCGGAAAUGGAAUAAAAAAUGUAAGAAAAUGCGAAGUUCGAACACCUGGUUCGACCGCCUGUUCUUCGUUACCUUCGGAUAUGAGAAAAAAAAAGCGUCGAUACUAAAGGCGCCGUAAAUUAAUCCCUCAUCCGCAUGAUGUAUGGACCAGCGGUCCUGACGUCUUACGAUUGCGAUUGCCUGGGUUCCACCAUCCUGGGUUCUAGUGAGAGAUAGCGAAGUCACUUGGGGGUGUUGAAAGGGGCUCUCUUCCUUGCUAGCGCACAGGCUAACGGGUUUUGACCUUCUUCGCGGCUGCGACUCCGGGGGUACUCAAGCAUUCUUUGUACAAUCGUCACAGUGGACAAACGUAAAACUAAAAUCACGCGAGUUCAUCAUUUUUCGAGUUUGCAGAACGUGCUACAAACGGGACUAUUGUGAAUUCGCUUUUAACGCUUCUUAUAAAUGGAUGAAAACAGGAACAAAUGGGAGAAAACGGGAGGAAGCUGGUGAAAAUGGGUGGAAACGGGAGAAAUCUGACGAAAACAGGAGAAAACCGACAGAGACGCUAACCCGUCUAUAUAGUGGAUUUCCAAAUAUCCUUCGCAAAUAUCCAGUGAAGCAGGAAUGUCACGAAGAAAAUACACCACUUAUGCUACCGAUAUUUCUAAUGAUUCCUUUUGAAGAGAAGUCCUCCGUGGCGCCAAAAACAUCGCACAAACAAACAAAGACGGGUGUGAGUGACAUCCAAACUUCAGAGCUCAGUCGUUUGAAAUUUCCUGAAAUGCGAAAUGGUAUUCUAUCCACAAGAUGUCAUUGUGUACAUAGAGAUGGUCUUCAAGAUUCCUGUCCACUGAGUCAAUGCCAAAAAGAACCCGAAUGCCUUGAUAAACCAUGGCCCAGUUGCUUACCAGCAAAAUACUUACAAUCUCGACAUCCAGAACAGUAUCCACCAUCCAAACACUGAUACUGUCAAUACUCUAAAGCUUAUGUAACUUAUAUGUAUAUAAUACAAAUAUAAUAAAAAUAGUAAUAUAUAAUAGUUGAGUAAAAUAA